Salvelinus sp. IW2-2015 is the source of this 2030-nucleotide messenger RNA. The record is from RefSeq and is a predicted model, not a curated record. Lineage: Eukaryota; Metazoa; Chordata; Actinopteri; Salmoniformes; Salmonidae.
CUGGACAAAGCACCGUAUGGGAGUGGUUUCUUAGAAUCGAAUGAAUCCUCCUGAAUGUAAGGUUUUUCAAUUCCUGUAGCCGAACUAUUACUUUCUCAAGUCAAAAGGGUUCAAGGGAACACUAUUAGCGCUUAUUUUGUCAGAAAAUCCAAAAGAGGGUAUACAAAACUAAACAGAAUAAGAUCAUAUGUGAUUUUGUGUAACAAAUCACUGACGCUGGAUGGUUGGUGAUUCAUAAGUUGCGUUCUCCAAACAUGUGCUGUGUCUGACGAGGCUGACCCGCGCUACCGAGACCCCCCAGGAAGACCAUGCUGUCCCUCCUGCUGCCCACGCUGCUUGCUGUGCAAGCUCUCGCUGUCCUAGAAGUGCAAGUCCCAGAGCUGCCAGAUGGUUGCGCUGUACGGCAUGGACACCACCCUCAACUGUUCCUUCAGCCACGCCUCUCCCUUCAACCUGUCUGACCUCAGUGUCUUCUGGCAGCUGACGGACACCAAGCGCAGCGUGCACAGCUACUGGGCCAGCCAGGACCAGCUGGCAGACCAGGGAGAGCGCUACGCCAACCGCACCAGCCUGUACCCCUCCCAACUGGARGCGGGCAACACCUCGCUCCUCCUGAGGGGGGUCCGGGUGGCCGACGAGGGUAGCUACACCUGCUUCGUCAGGGUGGAGGCCUACGGUAGUGCAGCCCUACUGCUCCAGGUGGCAGCCCCCUARUCCAAGCCUCUGGUGACCCUGGAGCCGGACUCUAACCUGCGGCCGGGUGACAAGGUGGCGCUGACCUGCGUGGCGUACGGUGGCUACCCUGAGGCUGACGUACUGUGGCAGGACGGMGGCGGGCACAACCUGACGGACAACGUCACCACCUCCCUGGUYGCCAAUGAGGAGGGGCUGUUCAGCAUGCGCAGUGUCCUGACUGUCACCCUGGAGCCCAAUAGCACUUACAGCUGCAGACUGACCAACCCAUUAUUGGGCGAGGACGGCCACGCCUCCGUCACUAUCACAGCCAAGGAGCUUGAAGAGGCCAAAGAACUGCAGGAAGAGGAGCAGUCUAAGACAGCCAUGACCCCCUGAAAAGCUAAAGCCAAUAGAACACAGUGAGGAGGCAAACGGUGAGACAGCGAUGAGUCUUAUAUUUAACCCCGCUACACCUAUCCAUCAACGGAGAGACUUGUUCCACUGUCUCCUACCCACACAGUGUCCAGUCCUUACUGAGCUGACGAUGAGUCCAUCAUACCCAUCCCUACAGGACCACUUCCUCCUGGGCUUCCAGAAAAGACAUAAACCCAUCAUAUCCUAUUACAGCGCUAUACAUUUCCCUUCCCCUGCUACUCUUUCAAUUAACGAAGUAUAUGAACGCGGAUGUGGAGUCGUAUUCACUUCUAUGCAAUAGGCUAAAGAAAAGCUCCACUUGAAGGCCAUUGGAUUUGACAGGCUCCCUGUCUCGAACCUGGACAUUAUUUUCUCUUCACUAUGUACCGAGGUAGGAAGUUUGAGAGGCCCAGGAUCUCAUUUCUAAUAGGAAGUGAACAGCUUAAGAGAUGACCAAGCUGAGGCUGCCAUCAGUGUCUCCCUAGCUGCCUACCUGCCAGAGACAGAGUGUAGCUGUGUAGCUCUCCGUUUACUCCUCGACUCACUAAUUAAUGGUUGCCCGUGGAGUAACUUGUACCUGUCAGUGUCUACCGCUCUCGUAUAUUCAAUAACUUGGGGGAAUUGAAAUUGAAUGCCAGCUAAGCUCGAACAAACUGCAAAUGGUGCAUGGGAUACACCCUGGUUCUCUCAGUGACCUGACAGCAGCGUUAUAUGUAAGGUUUUUAAUGAACAUGGACUCUUCUCAGCUACUUUUGACUGCCAAGGUGGAAGGUUUUAUGAAUUCAAGAUGGAGGGUGGGUGGGUGAUUGUAUAGGUUCUGUUACAGUAUACAGGUACUCGAGCAAGUCCUUGUGCCAAAUGUCAAUGUGCGUAUGAAUGCCAAAGCCGUCCAUAAAAGAACCCAGUGCCGAUUCGCAUUAAAGAGACAUGGUGAAAAUGUU